AACUAGCAAAAUGACUUUUUUGCUGUUCAGAUUGAUCCAAUUUAUCAGCAUACUUUGACUGUGUCAAUUUUUUUCGGACAUUUUGUAUAGUCCAAGAUAAAAGCUAAACGGAUAUUAUCACGGACGUCAGUGCGUCCCUUAAUAUUCUGCUGACCUCAUGUCUGCUUUAUAUCUAAUCUAAAUUAAAAUUAAAAUUAAACAUUGGGUCAGUUUUCAAAUACACUUUACACAUCAUGUACAGUCCAGUCGUUCACUAUAUCGGAUCGAAACAGUGAUCUUAAACAGUGAUCUUAUUGACAUCACGCAACACGCGUAGUAUUUUAUUGUACAUUGAAUAUUGCGAGAUAUUGAUAUUUGCAGAAUAUUGAGAUCAAGAGAACAAAGAUCAAGAGGGCAAAAAUCAAGACUUAGAAAAACGUUAUCAUCGUUCUACGCGCAUGAUUAUCCAGAAGUUUUAAAACAGAACACUGAAGAAACGGAUUGAAAAAACUUGAAUCCACUUGAAAUAUUGUUGAUACUCCGUAUCAACGUGAAUCAUGAUCACAACAAUAUUGUUAUUGGUGAUUUUAUGUGUGAUAUUGUAUAAUUAUUAUGUACAUCGUACACGUAGAUUUAUCGAUCUUAUACCAGGUCCACCAACUGUUCCAGUUUUAGGUUCGGCAUUUUUAUUUCAAGGUUCACAAGAACAUGUAUGGCAAAUUUUUCAUUUUUACUCCGACAAACUAUAUCCCAUUAUGAAAAUCUGGGCAGGUUUUGAAAGUGCUGUAAUCAUUCGUCAUCCAGAUGAUGUGGAGAAAGUCUUAAGCAGUACAAAACAUAUCAAAAAAAGUAGAAUAUACGACUUUUUACGUUUGUGGCUUAACGACGGUCUUCUCGUCAGCACAGGAAACAAAUGGCACAAUCGACGAAAAUUACUAACGCCUACAUUUCAUUUCACAAUAUUGAGACAAUUUAUUGACAUUAUAAUAGAGGAAAGCAAUUGUAUGAUAGAGUCUCUAAAAGAUAGUGACGAAAAAACAGUUAUAAAAAAUUUAGUCCCAUUUCUUAGCAAACAUACGCUAAACGCAAUAUGCGAAUCCGCCAUGGGUAUUUCGUUGCACAGUUUAAACACGUUCCAGGAAAAGUAUCGAAAAUCAAUAGAGGACAUGGGACAUUUUGUUAUUCACAGAAUACAAUGUCCUUGGCUGUAUUCCGAUUUGAUGUUCGCAUUAUCGCCAACUGGUAGAAAACAAGCUAAAACGUUAAAGAUAUUACAUGGAUUUACUGAGAAAGUCAUUAUGGAGAGAAAACUUUAUCACGAACGCACAGAGGGACGAUAUUUACAAAACAUUGAAAGUGAAAACACAUUGACAAAAACAGAUAACGUAGAAAUGAUAGGAAUUCGAAAGAAACGACUCGCUAUGUUGGAUCUUCUAAUAGCGGCAUUUCGAAAAAAUCAAAUAACCGAUUUGGACAUCAGAGAGGAAGUCGACACCUUUAUGUUUGAAGGUCACGAUACUACGGCAAUGAGUAUGUGCUUUACUUUGCUAUUAUUAGCUGAGCACAAAGAUAUUCAGGAUCGUGUUAGAACUGAAGUUAAUNGUGUGAUGGAAGAAAAUGAAGAAAAAUUGACUAUGGCGUCCUUACAAAACCUAUCAUAUUUAGAGAGAUGUUUGAAAGAAGCGCUGCGACUGUAUCCCAGUGUGCAUUUCAUAUCGCGCGUUAUUUCAGAAGAUAUACAAUGUCAGUCGUAUACGGUUCCAGUUAAUACAAUUGUGCACGUUAAUAUCUUUGGCGUCCACAGAGAUGCUAACUUCUGGCCGAACCCGGAUGUAUUCGAUCCGGGUCGAUUUUUGCCCGAUCAACUGGAAAAUCGUCAUCCUUACUGCUAUAUACCGUUCAGUGCAGGACCACGGAAUUGCAUAGGUCAACGGUUCGCUAUGUACGAAAUGAAGGCUAUGGUCGCAUCUAUAGUACACCACUUCUACUUGGAGCCUGUGGAUCCUUUGAAGACUCUACAACUUAAAAUGGAUUUAAUACUUCGUCCUGCUUAUCCGGUUCGUGUGAAAUUUGUGUCAAUCAAAUAAAUUAUAUGACAACUAAAAACAAGAAUGGUACAACUUAAUUAUCUAGUUAUACACAAUUAUGUAUUAAAAAGUAUAUGAAUAAGUACAUAAAAACAUUAUUAUAUAGAAAAUAUAUUAUUACACAUAUAGAUAUUUACGUAUACAUAAUAAGAGUGAAAAUUGUCAUGUAUAAAGACUUUAUUUUUCCUGUUUGCUUUAAACUUAUUUAGAAGUUGGUUCAACAAAU
Molecule: messenger RNA, 2292 nt
Organism: Pseudomyrmex gracilis
Lineage: Eukaryota; Metazoa; Arthropoda; Insecta; Hymenoptera; Formicidae
Product: cytochrome P450 4C1-like
Exons: 12
Coding region: 537-2066 (509 amino acids)
Molecular function (GO): iron ion binding; heme binding; monooxygenase activity
Source: RefSeq, a predicted model, not a curated record